AUGGCAAACAACAGGUAUCAAUACAAGCCAUUGACUGAACAUGAUUCGAUUCGGCUUUUGGUUUUAUCGCCUUCUGCUGAUAGCACUGCCGACAUUCAUUGCGAUUUACUUACAACCACAUUGAGUAAAGUGCAUCGCGAUGUUUUUAGUGGUUAUACAGCCCUAUCUUAUGUUUGGGGAGAUCUGGAAGAGAAUAAAGUGAUAUAUAUCGAUAAAGAAAUCAUUGGGAUCACAGCUAACCUCGAUUCCGCCCUGCGUGAUAUUCGUGACCCUUUGAGGAAACAACAUUUAUGGAUAGAUGCGAUUUGUAUCAACCAGGCAAAUUCACCCGAGAAAAACAAGCAGGUGAUACAAAUGGCAAAGGUUUAUCAGAUCGCUCGAAAGACAAUUAUUUAUCUUGGGGAAUCUACCGAAGCAUCAACACUGCUUCUCGGAGCAAUUUCACGUGGCUACAAACGGAGGCCAGGCCAUGUAAACGCAACGGAAAUAGAUAUGUUAGCUUUGUUAUUCAAUGGCAUCACUACUUAUACGAGAGAAAAUUAUGGAAAGGCGAUAACCCUUUUCUUGGAAAUACUGGAGCGACCUUGGUUCGCCAGAGUCUGGGUUUUUCAAGAGUUGCUCUUUUCAGCGGACCCAUGGGUGCAGUGCGGGCGACACAGUCGAUCGGAAUCCUACCGUGUAUUUGUUGAGAUGGACGAAGAGCGAAGAAAUUUCAAGUCAGCUAGAAGGCCCUCCAAUACUUUGGCAGAGAAUCUGAUUAAAAUUUUGACGACUAGAAGAGGGCUAGGAGUUUCUGAUCCUCGCGACAUGGUCUUUGCGCAUAAAGGUAUUGUACAGGCCUCAUCAUAUCAGGAUGACCGUGAGGCAGAGGACAUAGCGAUUGACUACUCCAAGAGCGUAGAGAAAGUCUUCACAGAUUUGGCUUGCCACUGCCUGAAGACAUUUCCAGAGGGCAGAAGAUUGGAGAUCUUGUCAUAUAAAGAAAACUGCAACGAUUCUCUUGGACUACCUUCAUGGGUACCUAACUGGACAUUGAAAGGGUUUCCGCACCCUUACCGACGUUUGCGGGAAAUGGGACAUAUCCGUGGUAGUACUGCGUUCCAGAUUCGGCCCGAAGUAGAGGUGAAUGUUUCUCCACCUUUAUGUGCGUGGCUCAACACAUCCUUCGUAUGCUCCGGUUGGCGGGCAGGCAGUAUUACAAAGAUUUCCCAUGCUAUCACUCUAGUGCAAGCUGGCUGGAAGUUGCCGAAAGAACAUCAUCUUGAUCAAUUGCGAAGAGGAUGGCCGCGAGAAAGGGUCUGGAUUCAGGCCCUGACUCGAUUAUAUCGUCACUGGUGUGGUCUCAUUGUACCCCUCUAUAGUGAUGCCAACGCCAUGAAAUUAUCCUCUGAGAACUCUGCACCGCGUGGUCCGCAACCACUUAUCAAUAUGUUCAUAACGCAGUCACAGAGAAGCAGAAAAGAGAAGAUUGAUAAAAUUGCCCGAACUCUCUCUCCACAUAACAUAUUUCCAAAGAUGAAUGAGGAUUUCUUCUACAACAACUGGGGGGUUGCGAGCCUGUUCGCUUCCACAAUAAGUCUUAUUAUGUGGGCCCAUGCCAUAAAUUUUGAAGAUGGAAUUGCUGAAAUGGCCCUUUCAGAGGUCCUUUACGACAGAAGGUUUGCCACACUUGAAGAUGGAACUCUAGUUUUAGUGCCAGUAACAGCUAUGACAGGAGAUGUUGUUUGUUGGCUCCGUCCCGAUCUAACCACUUCUUUUGUUCUUCGGGAAAAAGCUGAGCCACCUGCAGUUUCGGAAAACACGAUUAAAGAUCUCGAUCGCCCAAGUUUGGGAGAUUCUGAGCCUGAGUAUUGCAAAUAUACCUUCGUGGGCGAAUGUCACAUCGACACUCCGAUCUAUAGUACCGUUCAGAAAUCAACCCUAUCACCUCCCCCAAAACCUUGUUCAACACAAGACGACUAUUUCGGAAAGAACCCUGGUUUUAGCAACAACCAUGGGCUUGAGACAUUUCUCAUAAGCUAA
Molecule: messenger RNA, 2022 nt
Organism: Botrytis sinoallii
Lineage: Eukaryota; Fungi; Ascomycota; Leotiomycetes; Helotiales; Sclerotiniaceae
Exons: 2
Coding region: 1-2022 (673 amino acids)
Source: RefSeq, a predicted model, not a curated record